Molecule: messenger RNA, 1530 nt
Organism: Balearica regulorum gibbericeps (East African grey crowned-crane)
Lineage: Eukaryota; Metazoa; Chordata; Aves; Gruiformes; Gruidae
Source: RefSeq, a predicted model, not a curated record
AUGUGGCAUGGAAAACUAGGGCUACAGAACAAGUAUUUUGACACUCGAAAAGGCCCAAAUCUACCAAUGGCAACUGUUGAUAUCAAAAACCCAGAAAUUACAACUAACAGAUUUUAUACUCCACAAGUCAACAAUAUUUCAUAUACCAAAGAAAAGAAGAAAGGAAAAACUAAAAAAAGAAGAUUGACAAAGGCAGAUAUUGGAACACCAUCUAAUUUCCAACACAUUGGACAUGUUGGUUGGGAUCCAAACACAGGUUUUGAUGUGAACAACUUAGACCCAGAACUGAAAAACCUGUUUGAUAUGUGUGGAAUUUCAGAAGCUCAACUAAAAGACAAAGAAACCUCAAAGGUCAUAUAUGAUUUCAUUGAAAAAACAGGAGGUGUGGAAGCUGUUAAAAAUGAACUACGCAGACAAGGUCCCCCACGGUGGAGCGCUCCACCUCCACCACCACCGUGCAGGGGAGGACCCCCUCCACCUCCACCACCACCUCCCCAUAGCUCGGGCCCUCCUCCUCCCCCUGCUAGGGGCCGAGGGGCACCACCUCCACCUCCUUCAAGAGCUCCCACAGCAGCACCUCCGCCCCCACCUCCAUCUAGACCUGGUGCCACAGUGCCCCCACCUCCUCCAAACAGGAUGUAUCCUCCACCACCACCAGUGCAUUCAUCAUCUGCACCAUCCGGCCCUCCUCCACCGCCGCCACCGCCGGCAAGUGGGUCAUCUGUUCCUCCACCACCUCCUCCUCCUCCACCCCCUCCUGGUCCUCCUCCACCACCAGGCCUUCCUUCAGAGGUUGAUCACCAGCUCCCAGUUCCUGCAGGAAACAAAGCAGCACUCUUGGAUCAAAUCAGAGAAGGAGCUCAGUUAAAGAAAGUAGAACAGAACAGUCGACCGGUGUCCUGCUCAGGAAGAGAUGCACUGUUAGACCAGAUACGACAGGGUAUACAGCUGAAAUCAGUAUCUGAUGGUCAGGAGAGUGCACCACCUACACCUGCACCCACCUCAGGAAUUGUGGGUGCAUUAAUGGAAGUUAUGCAGAAAAGGAGCAAAGCCAUUCAUUCUUCAGAUGAAGACGAGGAUGAAGACGAUGAAGAAGACUUUGAGGAUGAUGACGAAUGGGAUGAUUGAUCAUAUAUUAUUAUAUAUAUAUAUUUUUUAAGGUGAAUGAUAUACUAAACACUACUUUCUGUCUACGGAUUCUGUAAAAUUAUCAUGUAAAUGUUCUACCAAUUUGCUGUAUAUUUUUGUUGCCUUUUGCUUUUUUAUUAAUCUGUGCAAUACCUCAUUUAAUCUGUAAAGGUUUGUCAUAAUCCUCUACAAAGCUACUCCCUGUUAAUGUGUGCAAGUUUACACCUGGAUGAUCAUGUACAUGUGAAUACUUUCCAUUCCAUCAAUAAGGGAGUUUAAAUGUAAUAUGUGAGACUGACAAAAACCUUAAUGUAAUUUAGUUAUAAUGCAAGAAGGAAAACACUAUUUUCAUACCCUACUUUUUCUGUAUCUAAAUUUUCUUAUUAAAACCUAGUAUAGCAC